AUGCAAGAUGCCAUAUUACCUCGAGCAUAUCAAUCCGAAAUGAUGGAAUAUGCCAAACACAAAAAUUUAAUUAUUUGUCUACCUACGGGAAGUGGUAAAACAUGUAUAUGUGCAAUGUUAAUCAAAGCAUUAGCAGAAAAAUCACGUUUAAAAUUAGCCAACGGUGGAAAAAGAACAGUAUUUCUAGUUCCAACAGUUGCACUUGUUCGUCAACAAAGUCAGUAUAUUCGCGAUAACACCGGCAUGAUUGUUGGCGAGUAUCAUGGUGAAAUAAUCGAUACGAAAUCUAAUGAAAAAAAACAAUUAUGGUAUAAGAAUUUUGACGAUAAUCAAAUACUUGUGAUAACUAGUCAACUAUUUCUGGACGUUUUAUGCCAUAAAUUGUUCUCACUAGACGAUGUGAAUUUGUUAAUUUUUGAUGAAUGUCAUCAUUCAGCUGGUAAUUCGUCAUAUGCUCAAAUAAUGAAUCUUCACUACGAUGAUUGCAACCAAAAGCCACGUGUCUUAGGGUUGACAGCAUCAAUAUCAGCAAAAAAAAUUAAAGCAUGUGAAUUAGAAAACGAAGCAAAACGUCUGGAAACAACAUUUCGAGCUCGUGUUGAAUGUGGCAUACUUCGUGAUGAAGAUGUUAAAUAUGGUACAACUGUUGCAACUGAAAAAUGUUGGUGUAAAUCAUUUACAGAUGUUUGUAAUAACAAUAUAAAAAUUAUUUUUGAUACAUUAAAAAGAAUUUCGAAGAAAAUUGACGAACAUCAGAUGAAGCAUAAAAGUAAAUAUGAUAGAUUGGAUAAUGAACUGGGUGAAAUCAGACUAAGAAAAGAUUAUCAUACGAAUAUGUUAAAAUACACUGAAAAAUCUAGUGAAUACAUGCAACUGGUAUUAUCAGAAAGUCCAACAAUGCUAAAUUUAAAACGACAAAUUGAUAAUAUUAUUCUUAUUGGUCAAGAAUUAGGCUUAAUUGGACUCUAUUUAGCUACGCAACAGUUGUAUAUAUAUCAGAAAAAAUCUCAAAAAUUUACAAAUGACUCGACUUUUGAUGAUGAUGUCUACAAACAAAUUGAAAAUUUGACAAACGAUAUUUUUGACAAAGAGAUUAAAAAUAGUCAGUGGAAUAAUAAUAUGUUUAGUCCAAAAGUGUGGAAAUUAUUUUGUCAGAUCAUUGAACAUCAUGAAAAGACAAUAUCAUUAGAAAAUUAUGAUGAGAAUUCCAAAAUGAGAUGUAUUAUAUUUGUGGAACGCAUUAGUACAGCUCUAAUUCUAAAUGAGUUAUUAGCUAUAUUAUUUAUAAAAAUAUAUCCAGAAUACAGUGAGAUUUUCAAAUCAAAAUAUAUUGUUGGAAACAAAUCGUGUACUACAAAAACAUCUGUUACUGCAAAAUAUCAGAAUGAAGUUCUCGAACAAUUUCGCAUUGGUAAAAUAAAUAUAUUAGUAUCAACAUCUGUCGUAGAAGAGGAUAAUUUUAGUUCCUAUAUGCAAGCAAAAGGUCGUGCUCGUUCAAAAUUAAAUGCAUCAUAUAUUAUCUUAAUAACACGAUCAAAAGAUUAUAAAGCUGAUCUAAACGAUAAAGCUCAAUAUCAAGAAUAUGAUGAAAUUGAAAUGAUGUUGCGCAGCGGUUUUUCGAACUAUGUAGAUGAAGAUGAUGGCGAUAUUACUCAUUUAGAACCGUAUAGAACUAAAAAUAGUAUUAUUAAUGCAGCACGUGCUGUACAACUUAUAUAUCAAUAUUGUUCAAUACUUGGUCGAGGUCAAAUAUAUCCUCCACGAUUUUUACAGAUCACAGAAUGCGGCCAAUGUAAAUGUAUUUUAACAAUGCCAGCCAAUUGCCCUAUUGGUGAUGAUGUUAUUUUGAGGAAAUAUUGUAGCUCCAAUGUUGAAAGUGAAGCAAAUGAUAAUAAUUGGUAUUUAUAUCGAAUUCAUAUUAUUUCUCCAAUAGGAUCUGUAUAUAAUAAUGAAAUAGGUUUCAUGAUUCCACUUGAGAUGCCAGAUUUACCUAAAUUCAAUAUCUACGAUGCACGCAAUUCAUAUACAGUGAAGAUUGUCAACAUUUGUACAAUUAAUUAUAAUCAGUACCAACCACAAAUAGAUUUAUUCUGUCGAUACUUGUUUGAAAACGUUUUUGAUUUUGGAAACAAUUCACAAUUGCAAUAUGAUUCAAAAAAAUCACCGUAUAAGAUGAUGCCAUGUCUAUUAAACGAAGACGAUUCAAUCGACAUUGAUCGUAUGAUUCAAAUAUGUGCACGAAGUGAAAAACCUGUGGAAAAUCCGAAAAACAUCAAUAAGAAUGAAUUAUACAGACCAUGGAAUUUAAAUGAAAAGAAAUUGUUUUAUAUUGUUGAUACAGACGAUUUAAGUCAAACAAAAUUUGCUCAUGCCGCAUGGGAACACGGAGAAAAAUAUAAAACAUAUGCUGAUUAUUAUGAAACAAAAUUGAAAAAACAAGAUAGAAACGUGAAAAUUAAUUUGAAUUGGCCAAUGGCUUGUGGUAAUUAUUGGGGGAAAAAAGCAGAUAAUUUCUUGUAUCCACAUGCACUAAGUAGUACCAAAGUAACGAUAACAACAAUCGAAGAUGAAUGUAAAUAUUAUUAUUAUCCGGUAGAAUUGCUGAAUUAUGCUCCUGUAAAUAAGAAUGAUCAACAAUUAUUUUCUAAAUUACCAACUAUAUUUACUCGUAUUACACAACUCUAUCAUGUUGAAAAAUUGAGAAGAUUAAUCGUGAAAAAUAUCGAUACUAAUAGAAAGUCUGAGGAACAAACAUACUUAGAAUUACCCCUUCCGGAGCUAGCAUAUGACAAUUUGACAUCAUCUACCAGUAAUAAACAAUUACCACCAUCCGUAUUAUUUCAAGCUCUCAGACGUGAUUCAACCGGUGAAAAAACUAACAUGGAAAAUUUAGAAAUUCUUGGCGAUUGUUUUCUGAAGUUAUCUGUUUCAUUGUCAAUGUAUUAUAAAUAUGCAAAAGAAAAUGUUGGCUUUUUAACAGUGGAAAAAGUUAAAUUUAUUUCGAACAAUAUGUUAUAUCGUUGUGCUAUAAGAAAAGGAUUAGAAUCGUUUUUAUAUGCACAAAAAAUUGAAUAUCGAGGAAAAAAUGCAAAUUGGCUUCCACCCGGUUAUGUUGUAGUUAAAAAAGAAAACAAUUUUCAUCCUUUUACAAUGCAGAUAGUUAAAUAUAAAUCAUUAGCAGAUAUGAUCGAAGCAAUAAUUGGAGGAAUUCUAAUUACACAUGGAUAUACAGACGCACUCAAGUUUUCACAAUGGUUAGGAUUAGACGUGUUUCCCCAAGAUGAAAAUGUUGAGAAACGUUUAAAUUAUCAAUUUAAAAAGAAAGCCUAUUUAAUUGCAGCAUUUACACAUCCAUCAUGUUAUACAAAUCGUUUUACUCAAUCAUAUGAAAGAUUGGAAUUCAUUGGUGAUGCUAUAUUAGAUUAUUUGGUUACAAGAGAAAUAUUUAUAAAAAACAACAAGAUCACACCACAAAUAGUAACUGAUAUUCGUCAAGAUAUAGCGAAUAAUGGACGUUUAGCUUAUUUAUUUGCUGAAAACAAACUUCAUCACUAUAUUCUACAUGAUUCAUCAAUUCUAUUCAGAGAAAUUUCAAUCUAUAUUGCUAGACAUUCAUUAGAUGAAAAAAUAAGUUUAGGUGAAGAUCUCACAAUGUGGGCAGAUAGUACAGCUCCCAAAACACUUGCCGAUGUGUUCGAAGCACUAGUCGGUGCAAUAUUUCUCGAUUCAAAUAGUUCAUUGAAAGUUGUAUGGGAUGUAUUUGAACCAAUACUAAAGAAAUAUAUCGAAAAUUCGAUUAUUGAUCCUAACUUGAAUCCAGUUCGACGAUUUUAUGAAAGUGGCGGAAAGAUUAUUAGAGAAUAUGUUAAUCAACAAAGUGGUUCUUCUGUGUGUAAAGUAGGAAUAAGUGGCGACGAUGUGACAUACGAAGGGAUCGGAAAAAAUAAGAGAGAUGCAAAAUUCAACGCCUGUCAAAAGGCGAUGAAGUUUCGAAACUGA
Messenger RNA from Didymodactylos carnosus, 3999 nucleotides. The record is from the annotation of a GenBank genome assembly. NCBI's taxonomy places the organism in Eukaryota, Metazoa, Rotifera, Eurotatoria, Philodinida, Philodinidae.